AGCAUAUGUCUACAUAACAAAAAAAGUAACUUGUGCUUCUCUUUUAGGUGGCAUAUAUAUUGAAGAAACAGCAUUUGUACAACUCAAAGAGGCGUUGGAUACAAAUAGGUAUAAUUAAAGAAACAUAGGUUUACUAAUGAGAGAGGAAUUGUGAAUCGGCGGGCAUGAAAAGCGCGAUCAGAUGCUGCAUCUCUUGCAUUCUGCCGUGCGGCGCGCUCGACGUCCUCCGAAUCGUCCACACAAACGGCCGCGUUGAGGAAAUCAGCGGCGCCGUCACGGCCGCCGAGAUCAUGAAGCUCCACCGCAAACACGUCCUUAAAAAGCCCUCGGAAUCCGGUAUCGUGCCGCCCGACGCGCAGCUCAAGCGAGGCAAAAUUUACUUCCUCAUGCCUCUUCCGCCGCCGCCGGAGAAAUCGCGAUCGAAGAGGAAAAGGAGAGAUUCGGCGCGAACGACGGAGAAGACCGGAUGCAGUAUUUCCAUGGCGAAUCUCCUGAUUUCCGAUCGCUAUCUGAGCGAGAUUCUAUCGGAGAAAAUCUCGACGCAGAGAGAUCGGCGGCGCGGCCGCGUUGGCGUGUGGCGGCCGCAUUUGGAGAGCAUUUCGGAGACGCCUGUUGAUCGCUCCUUAAUUAAUUAGUGUUUAUUUUUAUAAAUAAAUACGUGAAUUAGUAUGGUUUGAUAAUUGAAGCUAUAUCGCUCAAACCUUGUUUUGGUGUUUCGAUUUUAUUAUAUCAGUUUUGCUUGUACAUAAGUAUUUUCCUAAAUUACGUGUGAGAAAAUAAAAAUUCAUAUCUGAAUACUGAA
This is a messenger RNA of Salvia hispanica, 802 nucleotides long. RefSeq lists its product as uncharacterized. The record is from RefSeq and is a predicted model, not a curated record. Lineage: Eukaryota; Viridiplantae; Streptophyta; Magnoliopsida; Lamiales; Lamiaceae.